CCAAACCCUUACAAGAAAAACCGUGUUAGUUUUUCAAUUCUUCGUCAAAUUGUUCGUAGCCCGUUCUCCUCUGCUGAUACCUACGUCAACCAGAUGAAGAAACGCAAUUCGGAAAAGCUAGAAAGUGAGAUAUAACUGCUCCGGGCCGGAAGCUGCUGAUGCGUUCUGAGAAAACGGACGAACGAGGUAAAGGAACUUAGUCCAAAUGAACCAGCUGUUUUCACUAUCUUAGAGCAUGGAAAAUGGAUCCUCCAGAUAGAACUGAAUCCCUUAGAUUAACGGUUUACUAUCUGGAACAAGGGAACUUAGUUCACGCGAAAGAAUCAUUACAAAAAUCUUACCAGUAUUUCCAAGACUUGUUGCCAAGUGAGUUAUCCAAACCCACUUUCCAGGAGAUAGAGAUAGUAAACAAGGCAGAGAAAAUAUCGAUAGAGAAUGUGGCGUGGAGUCUGCGAACUGGGGCAAUUUUGUUGUCCCAAACAACUCCUAAGAACAACUUCUUUGUCCGCUUCGCCAAUGUAGUUGGUGCUGUUGCUUUAAUCGCGAUUUGUGAUGAUAUAGCUGAGAAAGUAUUUGAGCAGUUAAAAGAGUAUAUUGAGAAUGUCGGAGACGAAGAAUCAGUUAUUAGCCUUGGAGUUGCCCUUAACAACUUAAGUUGUGUGUAUAUUACCAAAGGAAGUUUCCAAAACGCAAAAGUUAAUCUUCAAAGAGCUCUUGCGAUAUUUGAGGUAGUCAAAACGGGAAACGAGUGUGUCACUGUCGAGGAGGAAAUAUCAACAAUAACAAACAACUUACGACUAGUGCACCAGGCUCAAAGAAGUUAUGUAACCGACUUCCAAUUACAAAACGAUCUCCUUUCUAAUGUAAGCCGCUUUGCCAUACAACCAAGAAUCACUGCAAUUGUUGAUUACAAUGAAGCCCUAACCUCUUUGGAUAACAGGAAUCUUAGAAAAGCUUUGGACGAACUUGAGAAUUUAAAGGCAUUUUGUGAAACAAAAUUACACCAAAACAAGGGACUCUUAACCUGCAUUUUGUUGAAAAUCCGUUUAGUUUGUUCGAUGCUUCAAGUCUCUAAUGGGACCACGAUCUUUAUUGAUAAUAAGAUAUCGACCUUGCAAGGGUUGAAGGAACUUGUUGAUAGUAGUACUAACUUUUUACUAGACUUCUCAGUCACAAUUGUGGAGACUGUGGCCGACAUUCACCUUUAUCAAGGUAAUCUUGACCUUGUCUGUAGCUAUUUCUCCUAUCUUGUACCGGUUCUUCGUGAAAGAUGUGGUGCAGAUCACCCAAUAUUUGCUUCUAUUCUGUCAAAGCAGGGGCUUAUUUUCCUCCACUUGGAAAACUUCGCACGUUCUAGGCAAUGCUUUACCGAUGCAUCAGAGAUUUUCACUGGAGCUUUUGGUGCUAUUCACCCCGAUGUUCUCAAAUGCAAUGCAGGUCUUGCGAGGCUAGAAUGGCUCGAUGGAUGUGAAGAAAAAUCUUUAACGCACAGUCAGACAGUUCUAGAAAAUGUGGAAAGAAUUUGCCAAGUCUCAUUUGAGUGCGAGUUGAAGCCAAAAUUCAUUGAAUUGUCUUCACAAAGAGGAAGAACACCAUCUCCUAAUGCUGAUCAUCAAGAACAACUAAAACUUGAAACUCUGGUUUCUGAGUUUGGUAUAGAAAUAACCAGGGUUCUCAACCAGCGUCAACUGACUGAUCUUUGGAAUUGUCGAGGAGCACUCUCAGAAAGUGAUGAUUUUGUGAAUUGCUCCGUCUCCAAGGAAUUGUGUGCAAAGCUGAGCUUUAACUGGUUCAAAGCUGGUCUUUGUUUGUUUAACGUUGGAGUGGGUCAAAGUGUCGCUUUUCUCUUUCUCUCGUGUACAUAUGCAAGUAUGUUUUAUGAUCAUUUGGAUUGUUCUGAAGUCAUUUUGCUGAGAGUGAUUUUUCUUGUGUGUCAUAUCAAAUCUAGGACGUGCGAAACCUUCCCGAAAGUUCAAAAGAGAUUAAAAAAUGAGUACGGACGGUUGAAGAACUUCAUUAAGGAAAAAGCGAAGAGAUUUGUUAAACCGGAAAGCAAAACUAUAUUUCUUAACGAAAAUACAAACUUGAUGAUUGCUCUGGCAGUAAUCCUUCAGACGUUUGUAGAAAUGGAAAUGUAUGAGAUGAUAGCUGAUGUGCAUAGUUUAUUUUCUUUCCUGUCAAACCAACAGUCUCCGCAGGCAUCUCAAGUAGUGCUCGUUGAAGAGCUUCAGUUUGCGUUUUUUAGUUCAAACAUACAAUGUCUUGGAAAACAAGUUAUGCACCACCUAAUUUUUUUGACGCCUCUUGGGGUGAUGAACAAUCGAAAAGUCACUAACGAAAACGAUACAGAUACUUCCUGUAACUCUCAAAGCAAGCAGCUUACAAAAUCUUUACAUAGAGAUGACAACUUUGGAGAAAGGAAAUCGAGGCAAACUUUCAAAACUUUGGCACUGAAAACUGAUAAUAAUCGGAGGAGAGGAUCUUGCAGAUUUCUUGUGGAGUGUCCAAUAUCUCGUAGGAUUGAUAUUUCAGCACUAAAUGAAAUAAAUGCGUGGAGUGUGAAUGCAGUAGAAAACAGCUUGCCUCACUUGAUCUCAUGCAGCCAUCAGAACAUAGAAUUGGCAAUACAAUAUUUCAUAGAAUUGGAACUUCCAGUUUCUGCGGAAAGAACUCUUUCUUCGAUUUCUGGUGAUUUUUCCCUUUUGUCACUCGUGCUAUCGGCAGCUAAGGAUGGUUCAGAAUCUGAAACGCAAUCUCUGGUUCUCGUCAACACAGAGAACACUUGCGAAGGAAACCUAGCAUUUAUCUUCCAAGACAAAGUAAUUGCGGAUUUUCUAUUCGGAAAGCUUUUAAAGCAAAUUUUAACCAAUGAAGACGAGCUUGGUGAGGUUGUGAACGUGGUAGUCAAAGACAGCCAGCUCGUGUUGAAAAUCCAAGGUCCACCCAUGGGGCAAAUAGUAAUUCAGUGCCAUGAAGACGCCAUCAAAGUGAAAACUCACUUGAUUCACUAUUCUCAAAGCCGUAGAAAAGUUGAGAUUGUUCGAGAAGAAGUUCAACCGUGCAAUUGCUCUCUUAUUGAGAAGGUCAUCGCUGACAAAAUGGAAAAAUGUGCUCGUAGUUUUGGCAUUCAUUUCGAGACAAAAAGUGAUAAUGCCUGGUGUGUUGCGUCACAUCUGACUGGAAACGCAAGGGAUAUUUCAAUGAGAGAGCACCAGCCGCUAGAAAUGCAGCUUAGAACCGAACGCCCAGGCCGUAUUUUUCCCCUCCCAACCUUGCUUUCCAGCCAGUCGUUCUUGUCGGAAUCAGCGACACAAACAGAUUCCUUAAGUAUUCCCUCAACAUGUGAUCUUAGUACUCAAACAGAGCUCAGUGACUCUGAUGAGUCUGAAAAUCUGGUGGAGCCCACAUCAUCAUCCAGUGAAGUAAGUAUAUCACCAUCAUUACCUCCAUCGUCAUCGUCAUCAUCAUCUUCGUCAUCAUCAUCAUCAUCAUCAACUGGUGAAGAAGGUACUGAUGAGGUGUCCAGAAGGUCAAGGUCAGAGCCAGCAGAGAAAGUUAAAUCGUCAAUGAAUUCCGUCCGUUCGUGUGGUUUAGAAUUGGAGAAACGCGGAAGAGAAGUUCCAGACGUUGCAAAUUCAGAGGAAGAAAGAUCUAGCAUGGCUUAUCUCAGUGUUUCAGAGUUCAACUAUAGUAGCAACGAUGCAGAGGAAGGACAGAUAAAUCAACCACCACUCGUUCCGCCAUUAACCUUGAGGGUUCAAACGGAAGGCAAAUUACGUGAGAAUAAAGAAAACCUGGAUAAGUGUAUUCAAACCGAUGUUUGGCUAGGGCAUUCUAUGGAUGAUGAAGUUGAUGGUGCAGUAAAAAAUGCUUCGUGCGGUAGUUCUGCAAUCCAAAACUGUCAUCCUCGUUAUUCCUCAACUGGAUCUGCUGAACCACUUUUUCAAGGGGAAGGUGGUCUAUCCGACAACCUUCCACGAAUUACUGACCAGGUGGAGCGUCAUGGUGGUGCUGCUGCCUCAACCAGCUGGUGCAAUGAUGUUACGGAUGAAAGCCGAAGAAAUAGAGAACGUAAAGUCGAUUCUAAGUCACUGAAGAUAUCUCAAGAGAGUAAAAACAAGAGUAAAGAGCAUCUAUCAGUAAAAAGUCACAACACAACGCCUGGGAAAUUUCUAGGCUUAAAAGGUGGAGGACAAGAUCCAUUUUUCUCUAACAGGAGCCGAGGUUACGAGAAUCUCGAAUCGGUUAUUAACUGGAACGACAAGGACGCAAAGCCUGAGAGGGUUAAACCACGAGAUGAUAUGCAAAACACCGUAGAUAAAAAAGAAUCAAAUUUCUUUGGUAUAAGGCCUUGCUUUCUUGCUCGCCACACAGAUGACAGUAGCAUUACCACUCCUAUCGAUGGCAUAAGGAAUACAGCGGAAAAUGCCAAUGGAGGGUCUUCCAAUACUUUUUCAAGGAAUCAAGGGUCAUCUUGUUUAACUAAUGAGCAAGAAUAUCAAGACUACUCCUUUCAAGCCCCAUCGUUUCGUUCUGAAAGCUCAAAAGUAUCUGCUAACGUAAAAGGUCCAAACCCUUACGGCUCCUUCGAUCCUAACCCUGCAGUUUGGGAUCUACCAGUGCCUGCUCGUCCUCUACUUUCUCUUCCCUGCAACAGAUCGGAGCAUCUCCAAACCCUUUCCUGCGAUGACCCGCGAAUUGUACCUCCGCGUACUUUGAUGAAUGGUGACACGCCGUUGAAGCAAACACCCCUUUUAACACAACAGAGAAAAGUCAAGGAUCAACGUACUGAUCCUGAAGUACAACGGAAGAGAAACUACGAUUUUAAAGUGAUGAAUGGAAAUCCUGCAUUUUUAUCUAAUACCACUACAAUUACCCAAGGCCUGGUAUCCCCUGAAAUGGAAAUCUCCGCUUUGUCACAGGCAGCCAUGAACAGAAAUCUCACAUGGGAAACAAGAACACUUGCAGAUCAGGACACUGCUAACCAAGAGCCACCGUCUCUCUCAAAUGAUGAUUCCUUAGCUGACCUAGAGCGACGAGUGGCCGAAACCUGUUCCCUUGUCGAAAAAAACUUGAAAAGAAAGGAAGAAAAAGAAAAGGCAAUGAAGGAAAAAGAACGAAGAAGAAAAGAAGAGCGGGUCAGGAAAGAACAACAAGCACGUGAAAGAAGAGAAAGGGAGGCAAGUGAAACAAGACAAGCGGAACGCAGGAAUGACAGAGAAGAAGUCAGCAACCCGAUAAGUGGUGGAGGAGGAACACCUACGCAAACCUCCGCUGAUGUCGAGGGUCCACAAUGGCUCUGUGAACAUUAUAAGCGGCUCUGUCGCGUCAAGUUCCCAUGCUGCGGAAAGUUCUUUCCUUGCCAUCGUUGUCAUAACAAUUCUGGGUGUUCAAAUGAUAAUUCCAAAGCAAGAGAGGCGUGUCAUGUUGAGUGCUCGGUUUGUGGCCAUCAACAAGAGAUCAACCAGGACGCCCAAACCUGUGCCAGAUGUAAAACAAAGUUCUCGGCAUAUUUCUGUUCUAUGUGUAAACACUUCACGGGCACAGACAAAAAUCCAUAUCACUGCACAAAAUGUGGUAUCUGCCGCAUCUUCAAAGACCGCUCCUUCCACUGCGAUGUGUGUAACGUCUGUCUGGACAAAAGGCUGGAAGGCAGACAUUCUUGUCGAGAAAAUUCAGGACAUGAUGAGUGCUGCAUCUGUUUGGAGGACGCAUUCAGCGGUUGUCAAAUUCUGCCAUGCUCACACAAGGUUCAUAGAGAGUGUGCCAUUGCAAUGAUACAGAAUGGCGUUCGCAGCUGCCCAAUUUGUCGCCAUCCUCUCUACAGUCAGACAAAUGGCAAUGAUUGAAUGACAACGUCCAUCCCAAGCUCUUCUCUUAUCGCCUCGUUGAUAAAAUAGAGAGGACCCUGUGAAUGGAGCUGAAAGCAUGAUUUUUUUAAUUUCCUUUUGAUAAUUGUUAAGUGCUCAAAUUUUGUAGACUUUUAGCAUAAAUUUUAUAACAGCUUUAGCACCUAGAUUCAAUGGAGUUGUCUGAUCGUCCUGGUAAGAAGGCUCUACCUACUCAGGACUUCUCACGCCCAGGGCCGGGUUGUUCAAGGCUGGGUUUAGAUAACCCAGGAUUAGAGUGAAAUCUGGUUUCAGGUCUGAAAGUUGUGAGAGAAAAUUCAGUCUAAUUCUCUUUGUCCAAAAUAUGAUUAUUGGAUGCUCCAAAAAGAAAAGAGAAAAUUAUUCCAAAAAGGCAUUUAAACAAAGAAAUACAAAAACCCAGAUAUAGAUUUAGUCCUGGGUUAGCGCUAAUCGACCUUCGAGCAACUAGGCCUAGAUGAUCAGACUACACAAUCAUAUCUUACUCUGAGUUUAAAUCAUUUACCAUAAUACUUUUUUUAAUUUGAUUGAUCGAUACGUUUUUACAUAAGUGUGAAAUUUCAAAUUAUGUGGGUCUCCAUAAUCAAGCUAUCAAAACGUUAUCGCAAGUUGCCAAAUAUUAAGUUUUUCACUAACAACCCAGAAUUUAAAGAGGCAAAGUUAAAGAACUCGUCGAUGCUGAUCUUCUUGUCUAGAACGCCUGGCUUAAGAUUUCCUUAGGCGUAUGUAUCUAGGAUAUUGAGUUGCUUUGGUAAUGAACGAUACUCUGAAAAAAAAAACAAACAAACAACGAAAAAACGGAACUGACUGAUAUCAUCGAUUAUUCUAAACGUAUUACUAUACAACACAGCACGUAUUCUAAAAUGAUUCGAUUUAUCCAAGCGGCUCUUUUCUCGCAAAUUUUGGUAACUUUGUGGGUCAUAUUCUAAGAUCUUAAUCUAAGGAAUAGCAUAGCGGUUAUUCGCUCAAAACCCAGCUCGUUCUGUUUAGUUUUUUCACAUUUUCUAUUUUGAAUUUCAAAGCCACUGAUAUUUGAUAAACGGCAUUUUGAGACCAAUGGUUACCGUAACUUUCAAUAAACGGGCUCCUGGACAACCAAAAAGACUAACCUUGUAGAAUGGAACGUAAAAUUUUGCAUUUACUUUCAUAUAACCGCGUUCAUUGGUUGUUACUAAACCACACUCCGCUUGAACGGUGAGCACAACUUAUUAAGAGGCUACCUCAUAUCUCCUUAUCCCUGUUUGGCAAAACUAUCUGAAUAGUUUCGUUUCCCGAGAAUCACGGGAUAUCUAUUGAUCAAUAUCUUACCUAUGAUGUACAUAUCACUAAAUCAGCCUCUAAUUGCAUCAACAGUUAGGACAGAUAAGUAGAAUUAAACGCCUCUUAUACAUGAAAAUACUUUCAUUACUUAUAAAUAGCUUUGUGUUUAGUAAACUUUUUUAUUGUUCCUCGGUGUGGAAACAUCUAAACGUAAUCUACACAAACUGCAGUUGUUACACAACUUUGCUAUCAGAGUUGUAUUAGGUGUAGGGAAGUUCGACCAUAUCUCUCAAGGACAGAGAUCUCUUACAUGGUUGGAUGUUAUGGAGAAGGUUUUAUUUAACGGUUCAGUUUUAGUAUUCAAAUGUAUGAAUGGCUUAGCUCCAGAUUAUUAAGGCAAAUAUUUUGUUAAACGUUCAGCAUUUCACAACAAGAACACAAGGGGAUGUAACAAUUUUGUAGUCCCCAGAUGUAGAUUGUCCAUAGAACAAAGGAUAUUUUACUUUUGGUGUCCAAGGGAAUGGAAUUGGCUAGCCGACAGUAGUAAGAACAGUUAAAAAUUAAUAGUUUUCAGCGGAUACUUUUCAAUAGUAUGUUUCAUAACAAAUAAUUUUGGAUAUAUUUUGAAUAAUUUUGAAUAUAUUUUGAUUUUAAUUAUGUUCCUGUAAAUAAGUUUUCUUAAUACCAGUAUUAUGUAACAGUUAACAUUGUGACUGAAAAGCCUUGUUGAAGGGAGUCUCAAUGAAGUAUGUAUGUAUGUAUGUAUGAAACGCUGUGUAAAUACGUCGCCUAUUGAGGGUUGGGUGCUGAAUCUAAACAACGCAAAAUUAUAAAGUUAUGAAUAAUUCAGAGAAUAAGCUGCAUGCUUUUAGUAAGUUUCUUGUUCAUUAUUUCGUUUAAAAAGCUGUAAUCUCAAAUACAUUUGCGAGUGCGACCGUAUUCUUGAAGUGAA
This is a messenger RNA of Pocillopora verrucosa, 8079 nucleotides long. NCBI's taxonomy places the organism in Eukaryota, Metazoa, Cnidaria, Anthozoa, Scleractinia, Pocilloporidae. The record is from RefSeq and is a predicted model, not a curated record.